Messenger RNA from Abrus precatorius (Indian licorice), 2888 nucleotides. Its product is annotated as protein phosphatase 2C 29-like. Gene Ontology annotation, biological process: protein dephosphorylation. The record is from RefSeq and is a predicted model, not a curated record. The transcript has 4 exons. NCBI's taxonomy places the organism in Eukaryota, Viridiplantae, Streptophyta, Magnoliopsida, Fabales, Fabaceae. Gene Ontology annotation, molecular function: protein serine/threonine phosphatase activity. The coding region runs from base 53 to 2278 and encodes 741 amino acids.
UCUCUCCUUCAUUUCUUCAACAGAGAAAGAGAGAGAGAGAGAGAGUAAUGUGAUGGGAAGCAAUGGACUCUGCAACUUGUUCUCUUGCUUCAAACCAUCCAACCAAACCCCUAACCAACACCAACUCAUAUUCGCAGACGCAGAGCCAUUGGACGAAACCCUAGGUCACUCUUUCUGCUACGUUAGAUCCUCUGCUCGCUUUCUCUCUCCUACUCAUUCCGAUCGCUUUCUCUCUCCAUCUAACUCCCUCCGCUUCUCUCCCACUCACCGACCGGAUUUUCCCGAAACCGCAUUCAAGGCCAUUUCCGGAGCAUCCGUCAGUGCUAACAGUUCUGCUCCCAAAACCGUUCUCCAGUUAGAUAACGCUUACGAAGACGCUUCUGCUAGGGGUACUAUUGUAAAUGGCUUCAAAGCUACCUCGUCGUUUAGUGCUCUUCCGCUUCAGCCAGUGCCUCGAGGAGCUGAGCCCGAGAGGGAGCGGAGGGCUUUCUUCCUCUCUGGUCCAAUUGAAAGCGGCGCACUCUCCGGACCACUAGACGAUGUCGUCUCCGGUGACGGCGCCGGCGCCGGGGUGCCUUUUUCUGCUCCUCUCGGGGGUGGGAUGUAUGUGAAGAAGAAGCGGAAGAAGAGUAUUGCGGGGUUGCGGAAGGCGUUCCAGCGGAGUCUUUCGGAGAAGAAGCGGCCGUGGGUGGUGCCCGUGUUGAAUUUCGUCGGCCGUAAGGAGGUUCCGGCGAGUGAGGGGAAGGCGGAGGAGAAGAGCGAGAGUAAUGUGCAGUGGGCGCUGGGGAAGGCGGGGGAGGAUCGGGUGCAUGUGGUUGUAUCGGAAGAGCAGGGUUGGUUGUUCGUGGGGAUUUACGACGGUUUCAAUGGCCCCGACGCGCCGGAGUUUCUUAUGGGUCAUCUUUACCGUGCCGUUUACGGCGAGCUGCAGGGACUGUUUUGGGAAGUUGAAGAGGCGCAGGGAUCUAACCCUGCACCUGCUGCAGCGGAUAAUGAAGCUGAACCCAAAAAUGAAGGGGAGGUUGAAGAACAAGAGUUGAACUCUCUUGGAGGGUCCGCUAAGAAGGUGACAUUUCAAGCAGAGGGAACUGAGAGUAGGCGUAGAAGGUUGUGGGAGUUUCUUGCGGAGGAUGAUGCAGAAGACGGGCUUGAUCUCUCGGGAUCAGAUAGGUUUGCGUUUUCUGUGAAUGAUGCACUCAGCGCUAGCAAGGAUGGUUCUGCAGGUAGUAGACAGUGGCUGAUUUUGUCAAAGUUGAAGCAUGGAUUGUCGAAGCAUAAGGAGGGUCCUGGCAGAAAGUUGUUGCCUUGGAGCUUGGGCAUGGGCACGGAGGAGAAGGAGAAGGAGAAGGUUGAGGUGGAGAAUCGAGCAGAGCAGAAGGGUCGCGGUGGUGAUGGUGGUAGGAAGCGGAGAGUGGGUCCUGUGGAUCAUGAUUUGGUUUUGAAGGCAUUGUCCAGGGCGCUUGAGAUGACUGAACUGGCGUAUUUGGAUAUGGCGGAUAAGCUUAUUGAUACGAACCCGGAGCUUGCGUUGAUGGGGUCAUGUUUGUUGGUUGUGUUAAUGAGGGAUGAGGAUGUUUAUGUGAUGAACGUGGGAGAUAGCCGGGCCAUUGUGGCGCAUUAUGAGUGGGAAGAGGAGGUGAACUCGAGUAGCGAUGGAGAAUCAAGCGUGGAGGUCAUAGAUGAGGAUUCCUUGGCUCUGGGUGAGGGUCCUUCUCGAGUUCGGAGGUUGGUUGCAUUGCAGCUGUCCACUGACCACAGCACCAGCAUUGAAGAGGAAGUUAUUAGGAUUAAGAAUGAACAUCCUGAUGAUAGCCAAUGUAUCGUAAAUGAUAGAGUGAAAGGCCGUCUUAAGGUUACUAGAGCAUUUGGGGCUGGAUUUUUGAAACAGCCGAAGUGGAAUGAUGUGGUACUAGAAAUGUUUCGUAAUGAAUAUAUCGGCACUGCUCCAUAUGUAUCCUGCUGCCCUUCAUUACGUCACCAUAGAUUAUGCCAAAGAGAUCGGUUCUUGAUCCUCUCAUCUGAUGGGUUGUAUCAAUAUCUAAGCAAUCAAGAAGUGGUUUCUCAAGUUGAGAGUUUCAUGAAAAAGUUUCCAGAUGGAGAUCCUGCCCAGCAUUUAAUAGAGGAGUUGCUCCUACGUGCAGCCAAAAAGGCUGGAAUGGAUUUACAUGAAUUGCUGGAUAUCCCUCAAGGAGAUCGGAGGAAGUACCAUGAUGAUGUUACUGUUAUGGUGAUAUCACUUGAAGGAAGAAUUUGGAAAUCGUCAGGGAAGUAUCUGUGAGGCCUUGCUAACUCAUGUUUACUAUUCAGGUGAUCAUAUUAUUUCACCAAAGGGUGCCUCGAAGCCAAUGACAAAAUUUCACAGUUGAUCCAUUUUUCGUGGGUCAUCUUAGAUGAUCAUUCUGGUCUCUUACAACAUAAGCUUUUGAAUAGAAGAAUCUCACAUGUUAAUGGCAAGAGGCCACUGGUAGUGCUCUAUUCAGAAUUGGGAGAUGCAAAUGCAAUUUGAAAUGAACUUGAGAAUGGACACUGCUAAUGGAUUUUUGGGAAGUCUCUUUGGAAGACAAAACAAUGUAAAGCCGUUUUAAACUGUUCUCUUUUAGUUCCAGUAUCUGUCUAUCUCUGUUCCCAAAUAUUGUCCCAAUUUAUAGAGAUGAAAAAUGAUAGAAAUUUUGAGUAGCAGAGGUUCUUUCCAUUCUCUUUUUUGUUUUUGCUCCUUUUCUUUCUCUGGCUGGAGCCAAGAGAAUGUGGGUGUAUAUUGGUGGGGAUACAGAUGUACUGACUGAACUUAGAGCAGUCACUAGUCACAGAACAAAUGUAAUUGAGGGUGGAUUUCUACCAUUGCGGAUUAGCAUGAUUCUGAAUUAGAGAUCUCAAUCCGAUCAUUGCAU